Phragmites australis (common reed) is the source of this 1836-nucleotide messenger RNA. RefSeq names its product B3 domain-containing protein Os03g0619600-like. The transcript is spliced from 7 exons. The record is from RefSeq and is a predicted model, not a curated record. NCBI's taxonomy places the organism in Eukaryota, Viridiplantae, Streptophyta, Magnoliopsida, Poales, Poaceae. Gene Ontology annotation, molecular function: DNA binding. Bases 54 to 1691 code for a protein of 545 amino acids.
UUCUCUGCAUCACCAUUAUCUGGUGGAACUUCUCUGCAAAGAUUCCAGGUGCCAUGGCUAGAACUAGAACCGGUGGUUCCCGAACGAAGAAGAAAUCUUGUGACUGUUGCAAAAGAUACUUGGACCAUUUGGACGAGAAGAAUCAAAAUAUGAACUAUUUCCUUAGGCGUAUGACUGUCAAUUCUAAAUGUAGCAUGAUCGUGCCGAACAGAUUUCUGAAUCAUUUCGCUGGAAAGUUGUCAGGAACCAUCAAGUUAAAAUCCCCUAAUGGUAGUCUAUAUGAUGUUGAAAUUACGGAGCGCUUUAAUAAAGUGGUGCUCCGACAUGGAUGGGAGGCAUUUGUUGAUGCUCAUCAUAUAGAAGAGAAUGACUUCUUGCUGUUCCGUCACAUUGAGAAAUCUUGUUUUGAGGUUUUGAUCCUAGAUUCUGAUGGAUGUGAGAAAGUGUUUUCCUGUACUGGCAUACAAAACACUUCAUGUUUUAAGGAAAGAAGUGUGGAUUCUGUUGAUAUUUCAAGCAGCUCUCAUCAUAAGACCACAGACUCAUCAGAAAGUGAAAGAUUUUCUAGGUAUCAGAAGGGUAGCUCCUGUCCUCAUGGAAAAACUGCAAAGAUGGGUGCAACAUCCUCGUCAUCCGAGGAGUCAGGAGAAGAUAUUCCAUCUGAAAACAAAUAUUUUGAGUCGGAUGAUCUUCAGAUACCCCUAGGGGCUGAUUAUGUUUUGUCACAAAGAAGUUAUCUAUCGAAAGCACAAAAGGCGAGAGUAAUUGCGCUUAUACAGGAAAUUCAACCUGAAAGUACUGUUUUUGUAGCAAUCAUGCGGAAGAGCCAUGUUCAACCACCUAGUCCUUGUCUGGCUAUUUCCAAGGAAUAUGCAUUUGCACAUUUUCCACAUGAAAGCACGAAUGUCACACUUCAGAGACCAGGCAAGAGCAAGAAGUGGCAUCCCGAAUUCUACAAACGAAAAGAUAUAAGUAUGUACAUGCUUAGGGGACAGUGGUUAGACUUUGUCCAUGACAAUCAUGUGCAGGAGGAAGAUAUCUGCCUCCUUUUACCGACAAAAGGUGGGAGAAGAUUCACAUUUGUGGUCUAUCUACUUCGCGCAACAGCAUCUCAUGCCAGGAAUGGAAUUGGUUAUCAUAGGACUGGGUCAUGGCAUGGUCGAUCAAGUACAAAGAUGGCUUCAGCAGUCCAUAUUAAGGAGGAACCAACCGAUGAAGAACAUGUUUCCUCAGAAAGUGACAAGCAUGGAUCUCACAAAUCUCUGGAGAACAAGGACUUCGGUGGUCCUUCUGAGCCUCCCUACAUUUUACCAUGCAAGAGCCGUCUAUCUCAAUCCCAAAAGAAGAUAGUUGAAGAGAAAGUACGAGCUAUCAAAUGUGAAGUUCCCAUUUAUGUAGCAAUCAUGAACAAGAGCAGUGUCAAUCAUCGCCACGAGCUAGAAUUGGGUGCACGAUAUGCUGCUGCAAAUCUUCCAUAUAGAAGGCAAACUGUAGUACUACGCUGCAGGUCGAAGACAUGGAAAACCCAGAUGGUGAUUCGUAACGGCAGCAGAUGGUUCCUUUCUGGAGGUUGGUCCACAUUUGUUCGUGACAACAGUCUGCAAGUCGGCGAUAUCUGUCUAUUCGAACUGAAGAAGAACGAGAGGAAGCUUACGAUGACGAUCCAUAUCAUUCUCAGUGAGCAGUUUUAGUUUGCAUUAGAAGAAAGUGGUGUCCCCUGCUCUUUGUGCUGGUACUCCAUGGCUUAUUGUUCUUGUUUUGUAGUCUCAAAUUAAUCCAUGGUUGUGGCUGAUCUCCCGAAGGAGUUAAAGACAGUUUCUCAUGAUGUUCCAUCAG